Messenger RNA from Aspergillus pseudotamarii, 627 nucleotides. Its product is annotated as CFEM domain-containing protein. Bases 1 to 627 code for a protein of 208 amino acids. The record is from RefSeq and is a predicted model, not a curated record. Lineage: Eukaryota; Fungi; Ascomycota; Eurotiomycetes; Eurotiales; Aspergillaceae. The transcript is spliced from 3 exons.
AUGCAACUCCUUCACCAUAUGAUCGUCCUGUUUACCAGUCUGGCCGCCGCCCAAACUCUCCCCGAUAUUCCACCUUGCGCAGCGUCGUGUCUCGUCAACGCUCUGCAAGGCGAUGGAUGCCCAUCCAUAACCGAUUUCGCCUGCCACUGCCAGAAACCCGAGCUUGUCCCGAAAGUCAGUCCAUGUGUCGCACAAGCCUGCCCUAUCGCCGACCAAUCUUCCGUCUCUAAUGUCGUCGUCUCCGCAUGCUCCUCAGCUGGCCAUCCUAUUAGCGUCCCCAACCCAGGAGCUUCAACUACCCCCCAAGCAACUACAACUACAAGAGCAACGGCAACUGGCACAGCGUCACCCACAGGCUCCAUGACCAUCCCUACCGUCUCCUCUCACGCAUCCUCUAGCCCUAAACCCUCGUCUUCGGCUGCUAGCUCGUCUCAUAUCUCUUCGUCACCAGGGGCUUCCACUCACACUGGUGGUGGUGCUGGCGGUGGUGCAGGGGGUGCUUUCUCUUCGGGCACUGCUUCAAGCAGCUCAGCGACCCCGCCUCUUAAGACGAAUGGAGCAGCACAAGUCACUGGGGGCUUCGCUGGUGUGGCUAUCGCUGCCGUGGCUGCGUAUUACCAUCUUUGA